This is a messenger RNA of Haliotis rubra (blacklip abalone), 3488 nucleotides long. RefSeq names its product UDP-galactose transporter senju-like. Gene Ontology annotation, biological process: pyrimidine nucleotide-sugar transmembrane transport. The transcript has 5 exons. Gene Ontology annotation, molecular function: UDP-galactose transmembrane transporter activity. The coding region runs from base 40 to 1113 and encodes 357 amino acids. NCBI's taxonomy places the organism in Eukaryota, Metazoa, Mollusca, Gastropoda, Lepetellida, Haliotidae. Gene Ontology annotation, cellular component: Golgi membrane. The record is from RefSeq and is a predicted model, not a curated record.
CAAGGGAGGUAACUCUAAAGUAGGUGCCCGACUACAGAAAUGGGUUGGUUCGGGGAUGUCUUCCCGACAAAACAAAGUUUUGUAGUGUUUAUAUCAUAUAUGGCACUUUUUAUUAACCAAGCAAUUCUGGUGACUGCAUCGAAGACUUCCAGUAACACUUACAAGUACAACACCGUGACAGUAGUUCUCCUGACUGAGUGUGUCAAGCUGAUCACAUCCCUCAUCCUGUAUCUCAAGGACCACUCCUGUGCUACCUUGAAGGCUGAUGUCAUCAAACACAGGCAGGUUUUAGGACUGUACUUCAUGCCAGCGUUUCUCUACUGUCUGUACAACAACCUUCAGUUUGUGAACCUUGCAGCAUAUGACCCAACCACAUAUUACCUGCUUCUACAGUUCAGAGUUGUCAUCACAGGGGUAUUCUUCCAGAUUCUUUUCCGAAAACAGCUGAGUCGAAUUCAAUGGGCGUCUCUAAUUCUCCUCACAAUUGGAUGCAUUAUAAAGGAACUGAACCACCACAGCGGUGGCACCAAAACCAAUUCCACAGAAUCUCCCAGCACAGAGGGUGGCACAUCGUUCCUCAGCUUUGACAAACUGUUUGACAUCCAUCUGCUCUUCAUCUUGCUACAGGUUUUCUGUUCCGUGUUUGCGGGAGUGUAUAAUGAAUACCUUCUCAAGGACAAAGGCUGUGAUGUGCAUCUUAUGAUGCAGAACAUUUUCAUGUACGUAGACUCUAUCAUAUGCAACAUCUUCAUGCUUGGUUUCCGAGGGGACCUAGCAAGUGCUUUUUCAGUGUCAAGUGUCAUUGCCAUAUUUUCACGGCCAGGUGUUAUAGCAAUCGUGUUCAAUGCUGCUGCUUGUGGCAUUGUCACAAGUUUGUUUCUUCGAUCAUUGAAUUGUAUUUUGAAAACAUUUGCAAGUGCCUUAGAAAUCAUGUUCACUGCUAUUUUAUGUUGGUUUAUUUUCAACAUUCCAGUAGAUGUAUACACAGUGGUAGCUAUUUUUGUAGUUAGUGCUGCCAUCUAUCUUUACGCUCAAAAUCCAAUCAUAAAUAAAGCAAGGAAUGAGGUGAUUGAGGAUCCAAGCAAACCUGACAAUGCUAAAGAAUCUGUUUAGACUGUAGUUGGAUUCUGAACAAAAGUGUUUAUUUUCCCCUAGAUCACGAUUCAUCUCUUUGAUAUCAGGGCUCCCAAUAAUCAUGAUCAGCUAUAUAUAUUUUCUCAUAUUUAAAGUCAUUUUCUCAUUUUCUCCACUUCAGUUGAAACACUUGUCAUAUUUGAAUAAUUGAUAAUAAUAUUAAAACUUUAUGACAUGGAUGUGAAAUGUAAUAUUUUUUAUAUUGAUUAUUGUUCUAAAUUUCUUGUGAAUGAGAAUUAAACAUAAUCUCAGGACAAAAUCUUAGAAAAUACAUAAUGAUUGAACAGUGUUUUAUAUUGUUAUUACUGUUUUAGUGGUAGGUUUGCUGAAUAUCUGUGAUCAUGUGACUACAUUCCCUUCACUAAUUCAAGUACAGUCAGACCUUGUACAGAAUUCAGGUGUGUCAAAAUCCCCUGGUGUGUCAAUUCCCCUGGUGUGUCAAAUUCACAGUCCUGUCCAGAGAAGUUUUUAAUAUAUGUGCAACUGUUUUAGCCCGGAUGUAUAGAAUUCCUGGUUGUCUUGAACUCAAUAUUAAACUUAUCCUCUACAUUUAAUUCAAUUAGAUUUUGAAUACACACAAGUCUGUAGCAAGUGUAAUGGUCAAGUAGAAUGGUCUAUACACAUAUCCGACAAUCUGUGGUCUGUGAUCUGUGAUCAUCAUCAUUGUACAAAAGCUAUUUGCAUAAUAUGCACUUUGUAAUCCAUUUGCUUCUGUUUCAUGGUAAUAUUUAAUCUAAAGUGCCAAAUUCAAGAUAAGUGAAACUGUUUCUCAGGUCCCCAGGAGCUGAAGACACCAGGGUUUGACUGUAUAAGCAUAAUCUCUAGUAUAAUCUAUUCUCUACCUGGAUUGCCAAGUGGCAUCACACAUCAUAAGGUCUAGUGGACCACACCUACUGUUGCUCCCAUUUGUUUUGGGUUUAAAUCCCAGAUUGGCCUCUUAUUGUCCUGCUUUGGUGUGUCUGCAUGAUAGUGGGCUUCAACCAAGGCAUUACAUGUGUUCAAGCUACAUCACUCAGGGGACUAAGAUGUUACACAGUGAUAGGAUAUACUUUUGAUGGGUUAUACCUAACACACUCUGUUCUCAGCAAGGUAUGACAGUACUGACCAGCUAAACUUCUGCAUCAUUGGCCUGCCAUUCAUGUCAGAUAGUGAUGUAUUUUGAUAAUAUUCUCAUGGAAAAAGAAUAAAGGAACACACAAAAGUGCAAGUGUUCCUAUACUUGUUUCCGGGUUUCUUGUCAUGCUUAAAAUCUCUGUGUGGGUGAAAAUCUGGAAAUAAGAAAAGAAACACUUGUAUUUCAUGUUCUCCCUGAAUCAUUUCCGUGAGUAUGUUAAUAUGAUAACUAACAAUCAUUAUCAUAAUUAGCCUGGCUGAGAUGAGCAAUACCCAGCUGACAAAGUAUUCCAUGAACUUGUAAUUAGAUUUCGUACCCUUAUAUAUAAUACUUCAUUAGUAUUCCAACCCAAUACAUAAACAGAAUUGACGAGUAUGAGUAAGUCAGAAACCAUACUGUGUUUUAUUUCUAUGUUGAGUAGGCGUUUGCAACACAUUUAAGAAACAUAAUAAUAGAUGAUGUAAUUUUAUAUAUGGCGAUCAAAUAUUGACCUUAUUAAGUAUUGGAUUUAUAGUUUAGUUUGAAUUCAGGAACCACUCAUGUGAUAUAUGUUUGUUCAUGUACACCAUGUUCACUGGAAACAUUUCUUGACUUUUUGCAAUGUUCGGGAUCCAAAUGCAUAAUAGCAUUGUAAAAAAGGCUUCUGUCUGAGGGAGUUUGUCAUGAGUAAUCAUGUAACUGUAUGUUGGACAGUCAAACACAGAUUACUGGUAGUAUCGCUGGUCCACAGUUGGGGAUUGGUUGGAUGUUAUUGGGAGCAGGAUGGACUGGUCAGUAUACACAUGGGAAAGGUGGUAGCAGUUUUUUUGUUGUUGAUGAGGGUUAAAAUACUUAUAAGGAGAACGUCCUCGUGAGAGUUGUGGUGCUGAAUUUAUGAAUUAACAAUUGUAUGUAUGGCCAUAACAACUGAUUUAUUAGGAUCUCAUCCCAGUUUACCUCACCACAGUACCAAAGACACUUUCUUACUUGAUGGUAUUUUCCUGCAGACAAAACAAUCACGCGAUGUUGCCUUAUGCCUUCACUUGAUGAAAUGCAUAUGUGAAACCGAAAUGAACCCAUGAUGACCCUCCAGUUUGUUCUAGCAGAACCCAAGUUUGAGUAUGUCCACCACGGCAGCCAUAUUAAAAACCCAUCUAUCCCAGGCAUUUACCUGUAUUUAUUUGUGUACAAACAAAUGAAAUUUGAUAGUGUGUAAUGGGGCUUAAUUUAUGUGUGCUGUUUUUGAUGGUUGUGACCUUUU